Molecule: messenger RNA, 7706 nt
Organism: Myxocyprinus asiaticus (Chinese sucker)
Lineage: Eukaryota; Metazoa; Chordata; Actinopteri; Cypriniformes; Catostomidae
Product: zinc finger protein 501-like
Exons: 3
Coding region: 120-1526 (468 amino acids)
Source: RefSeq, a predicted model, not a curated record
AGCUCUUUAGUCUACCGGUAAACUCACUAAACAAAGAAAGAAGAACUCACAGUUGGUUUAGAUGUUGAGCUGCUGUGUGUUUGUUUAUGUCUUUCAUGUUGUGAUGUUUAUGUGUUGAGAUGUUGAAGAUGAGUUUGCAGGUGGAUCUGAUGUGCUGUAAAUCAGUAGGAACUGAUCUGUCCAUGCUGGAUAUUGAUGAUUUGAUGACAGAAAUCUCUCAGCUGAAGAAAGAGGUGGUGUUACUGGAGGCAAAGCUGAGGGAAAGAGGAGAUCCACUGAACGGAGAGGAGCUGGAGAAGGUUUCCUGUCAAUCUUCAGUGUGUGUGACUGAUGGGACCUCCACAGAAUGUCAGAAUUCAGUGUGGAGCAUCAGAGAUCAGAUAUCUGAACAGACAUCCAGAGACACACAGGACUCAGAGCUCAGCCUCAUUUUACUCUGUUAUACUGACACUCAGGAGAGUGUGUGUGACAGUAAUCAGGGUGAUCAAACCUCCACAGAGUCUCUGGCUUCUGUCUGUAAUGCUGGAGAACAGCAGAUGCUGCAGAUACCAUUGAAGAUGUGUUCAGUGAAGCUGCUGGACUGCAGGAACCUGAUGGAGAUGAGAGGAGAAACCACAGCACAGGAACAGCACAGUGAUGAAGAUGAGGGUGAUGAUGAUGAUGAUAAAGAUGAGGAUGAUGAUGAGGAGGAUUUUAUUGAACAUGACAAACACAAUGAAGAUGAUAAUGAUUUUAUUCCUUCAGAUGCAAACAGUGUUUCAUCUUAUGAUGGAGAAAUGGCUUCUACAGCAAAAGCAAGACAUGAGGGAAGAGUGCACAGAGAAGAGAAGAUUUUCCAGUGCAGUGAGUGUGACAAGUGUUUCAGCCUCAAAGCAAGUCUUGUUGCUCAUGAGAGAAUACACACGGGGGAGAAAUCAUACAAGUGUCCUCACUGUGAGAAAAGAUUCAGACAUGGAGCACAUCUGAAGGCACACUGUGUCCGUUUGCACACCAAUGAGAGUCUGUAUCAGUGCAGUGAAUGUGGGAAAUCAUUUGUCCAAAAAGAUUCUCUAAAGUCACAUCAGGAAAUACACUCUAAUGAGAAACCCCAUCAAUGCUCACACUGUGAUAAACAAUUCCGUAAAAAAUCUCAUCUGACAGUCCAUGAGAGAAUUCACUCUGGAGAGAAACCUUACCUCUGCUCUCACUGUGGAAAGAGCUUUCCUAAUUCACGUCAAUUCAGAGUCCAUGUAAGAGUGCACACGGGAGUAAAGCCGUAUCACUGUAGUGUUUGUGGAAAGAGUUUCAGUCAAUAUGCUCACUUAGUAAAACACCAGAGAACACAUACUGGAGAAAGACCUUACAAAUGCAGUCAGUGUGACAAAACGUUUGCUCGAUCAGAUGUCCUGAAAACCCAUCAGAGAAUGCACACAGGAGAGAAACCUUACAGCUGUUCUAUCUGCAGGAAGGAAUUUUCUCAUUUAAAAAGUUUUCUUACUCAUCAGAAGAUACAUGCUAAAAAACAAACUGCCCUGGCAUCAUUGUAGCAUCUUUUAAUGCCUCAGUUUGUGAUUUGUGAAAAAGCCUUUGCUCCUUUGUUCAGUCAAGCAGCCCCCCCACCCCCCAACUACACUGUUUAAUAUUGUUUGGUUAAUGACAUACACUGAGGAGCCAAAACAUUAUGACAACCUGCCUAAUGUGCUGUUGGUCCUCUGCCAAAGCAGCACAGAUCUGCUGAGGCAUGGACUCUACAAGACCCCUGAAGGUGUCCUGCGGUAUCUGGCACCAAGACAUUAGCAGCAGAUCCUUCAAGUCCUGUAAGUUGCGAGUUGGAGCCACCGUGGAUCAGACUUGUUGGUCCAGCACAUCCCACAGAUGCUUAAUCGGAUUGAGAUCUGGGGAAUUUGAAGGAAAGGGCAACAUCUUUGAAGGCCACUGCCAUCAGGGAAUACCACUGCCAUGAAGGGGUGUACCUGGUCUGCAAUGAUGUUUAGGUAGGUGGCACGUGUCAAAUUGAUGUCCACAUGAAUGGCUGGACCCAAGGUUUCCCAGCAGAACAUUGCCCAGAGCAUCACACUCCCUCCACUGGCUUGUCGUCUUCCCACAGUGCAUCCUGGUGCCGUCACUUCCCCAGGUAAACGCUGUACACGUACACGGCUAUCCACAUGAUGUUAAAGAAAACUGAACUCAUUGGACCAGGCAAGCUUUUUCCACUGCUCCAAGGUCCAGUUCUAAUGCUCACGUGUCCAUUGUAGGCACUUUCGAUGGUGGACAAGGGUCAUCAUGGGCACUCUGACUGGUCUGCGGCUACACAGCCCCAUACGCAACAGGGUACGAUGCACUGUGUGUUGUGACACAUUCCUCCUGUAACCAUCAUUAAACUUUUCUAUGACUUGUGCCACAGUAGACCUGUCAAUUCGGACUAGACAGGAUAGCCUUCGUUGCCCUUGCACAUCGAUAAUCCUUGGGUGCCCAACACCCUGUCGUCGGUUUGUGGUUUCUCCCUCCUCGGAUCACUGUGAGUAGGUACUCGCCACUGCUAACCAGGAGCACCCCACAAGCCUUGCCGUUUCAGAGAUGCUUUGACCCAGUCAUCUGACCAUAAUAAUUUGGCCCAUGUCAAAGUCGCUCAGGUCUUUACUCCUGCCCAUUUCUCCUGCAUUCAACAUAUUGACUACAAGAACUGAUUGUUCGCUUACCAUCAAAUCUACCCAGACCUUGACAUGUGGUCUUGUUAGAUGAUCAACAUUAUUCGCUUCACCUGUGAGUGGUCAUAAUGUUUUGUCUCAUCAGUGUAAAUCACUAUGGUGGAGUACGGUCAUGGUCAAUGCUGGACUUGACCCAUCGACUUCUUUUAUAAUGCAUGGAACAUCUCCUGUCAAUAUGUGCAACACAUGUCCCUGUUGCUGACUUGUGGAAUGGAUCUGUUUUUCAUCUGUAGUCCCUGGGCAGGAAAAGUAAAUUACAAAUAGCAUCAUUAAAACAUUAGUCAAUAGACAACAAACAAAACAAACAUAGCACCCAAAAUAAAAAUACAUUACAAAUAACAAUAAUAAAUAACAUUACAUGUCUAAAUAAUUGAGCUACUAAAUAAAAAGGUGCUAAAAAUUAUGAUAAUUACCGGAUUACAAGUUCACAAGUUUGGCUUGUCUUUAGCCAUAUUUUCAGAUGUAACUUAAAUUGUUCAAGAGUAGGACAUUGUCUUAUGUUAGUUGGUAACGUAUUCCAAAUAUUGACAGCUUCUAUUGAGAAAGCUGAAUGACCAAAGACUGUGGCUCUGUAUUGCACUUCACAGCCACCUCUUAAAGAGGCUCUAGUUUGUCUUGCAUUUUCCAAGUGCAAUGACACAAAUUCUUUCAAGGGUGGUGGAGCAAGUUUUUUAAUAAUUUUGUACAUUAAACAACAAAUGUUAAAAUUAACAAAAUUAUCAAAAUUAAAAAAAGUAUACUUUUUAAUUAUGUGACAAUGAUGAUAUGUAUUUGGAUUUUUAUCAGAUAUUUGUAAUGCCCAUUUAUGUAAACCAUGUAGAGGUCUAAGGGUGGAUUUUCCUGCUUGUGACCACGAUGCUGAUACAAUAAGAGAAAUGAGAAAAAAAAUCAUAGAAUGUAAAAAUACUAGCAGCAUCUAUUGAAAGUUGAUUCCGUAUAAAUUAAAAAUGUCUAAUGUUAAAUGUAACUGUACAAACUACAUUUUUUAUAUGCUUUUCAAAUGUAAGUCUAAAACAAUUCCAAGAUAUUUAAAAUCUGGCACAAUUUGUAAUUUCUCACCUUUAACUAAAAUAUUGGAUUCUUCUUUUUGUUAGUAAAAAACAUACAUGCUAUUUUCUGAACAUUUAACGUAAGACAGCCCUGUGUAAGCCAAUCAAAAAAAUUAUUUUAAUCAUUGCAGAUGAUAACCUGAACAUCACCUGUUCACUAGUUUUGGCAUGUACAUAAAUCACAGUAUUGUCUACAUCCAUUUGAAAAUGUACAUCCGGACAGGUAUCUGGAAGAUCGUUCAAGUACAAACUGAAAAGUAGAGGCCCAAGGGUAGACCCCUGAGGGAACCCAGUUAAACAACCUCUUAAGGAGGAUAUAUAUGUUUCAACCCGAGUGCACUGUUUUCUCGUAGUCAAAUACAAUUCAAUCCCUUUAUUGCAUCAACUGACAGAUUAAAAGUGAUAGUUUAGAUAAAAGUAUAUUAUGGUUCAGUGUGUCAAAUGCCUUACGUAGAUCAAGGAACAUGGCACCUACAACUCCACCCCAGUCUAAUUUUGACCUUACUUGCUCAAUAAAAUAACAAACAGCAGUUUCCGUUGAAUGAUGUGUGCAAAACCUGAAUUGCAUGGGAUACAAUGAGUUGUUCUGUGUAUUAAGAAAAUUCUUAAGUUGCUCUGUUACUGACUUUUCUGCUAUCUUGGAAACUACUGAUAGGAUUGAAAUAGGCCUAUAGUUGACAGCACUGGUUGGUUCACCGUCCUUGAAAACUGGAGUAAUUACCCCAGUUUUCCAGCAAUUUAGAAAUAUACAUUGUCUGAUCGAGAGAUUUACAAGAUGGGUGAUAGGAGCUAAAAGUCUAUCUUUAUUAUUUAAAAAAUAAACUACAGUCUAAGCCAUCAAUAUCUUUGGCAGUAGAGUUUUUAAAGGAUCUUAAGAUGUUAUAAAUUGUAUGCUCAGUGACUGUUGUUAAGUGAAAUACAGGAUGUGCCAGGUUGGGGAGAGUAAUUUGUUGAAUUCUCAUUCCAAAGUUAUCAGACAAGCUUUGAACUGAGUCCACGAUAUAGUUAUUAAAUAUGUCUGCAAUUUCAUCUGACUUAUCAGUUAUUCUUCCUUGAAAAUCUAAUUCUAGGCAUUUGUUACCUAAUGUAAAAACUUUCUUUGUCAAUUGAUUAGUGGUUUGCCAUAAUAUUUUACUAUUACUUUUAGCUUAAUUUAUAAUAUUAAUAACAAAAUUGUGCCUUGGCUUGCCUUAAUGACUUUACCUUAUUUCGUAGGUUAUUAAAAACAAGACGGUCCUGUCAUAAUCCAAAAAGCUUGAGUUUAAAGCAAAAUCUCGCUUUUUCAUAAGACUCCAUAUCUGGUCAUUCAUCCAAGGUAGAUUGUUCUUUCUAUGACUAUUUCCAACUUGUUUUACAUAUUUACGUGUUGGACCCUCAACUAAUUGAGUGAACUCAUAUGAUUAAGUUUCUGUCAUUGUCCUUGUCUUUCUGUCAGACCAAUUAAGGUUGAAAUCACAGAGAACAUUGCACUCUUUACUUGUGUCAACUUCUUUAAGGAAAUAUUUAAAAUGGGCAUUAAAGGAAAUAUCAGAUGAGGGGGGUCUAUAAACUCCCACAACAAUGAAGGACAUUUGCAAAGAUAAGGUAAUAGCUACAGCAAUACAUUACAUUUUGUUUGAGCAUUCAAGAUGAACCACCACCCCUGCUAUUUGUCCUGUCUUGCCUGAAAUGAUUGUACCCAGACAUUGCAAGUGCAGAGCUAGGAGAUGAUUUGGCCAACCAUGUUUCAGAUAAACACAGACCACCCAGGUUUGAAUCCAUAAGCAGUUUUUCAAGUUGUUCAUGUUUUGAAUAUUUAAAUGUCCUCCCAAACCCCCUUUGGUUUAGCACAUCGGUCCCAAAUCACUUUAGAAUGGUUCACUGUUUGAAAAUAGUGCAGUUUGCGGUGCUUCUCCACAACCGAUACCCGGAGACUACAGUCACUCAGCAACGGUACUCCAGGCAACUCUCUAACACACACAGGCAAAUUACCUCGAUUGUAGGUGGUCUCGGCUUGAUCACUGCUAUCCACUGAUGGUUGCAAAGCAGCUCCAAGUGUAACAUCUGGUCCCGAUGAAGUACACUGAAUAUCUCCAAUGCACAAGGUGCCCGGACCUGAAUUGAGUUGGAUAUCUCCAGCAAGGAGGAGUGUCAUCAUCAGGUAAAGCUGGAACUUUCACUGAGGCCGUGAAGAUCUUUCACAUGUUGAACUUUUUUGUGUAUUUGGUGUUGUUGCUUUUACAUUUUUUAAAACAACGGAAUACGAGGUAAGCUGACUCAGUGCGUUGAGGUGUCCUGGUGGUUGAAGCUUGUUGUCAUGCACUUUGAGAUGAGUAACCUAGCAAUGUUGUACUGACAGACAGAGAAGGACAAACAUAUAGCCAAGUAGUAGUAUUUUCUGCUUAAAGUUUAUAGGCACCAAUCGAUACCAUGAAUGCCGACGAAGUAAGUAGAGACUGCAGCAUGUUUAUUGAUCACAUUAGAUAUGGAAAUAAAAAGCCCUAAUUUAGUCCCAUCUGUAGCUCCUGCCAGGCUGCCUCUCGGGUCUGCCAUCAUCUUUCAGUGAAGUCUAGCAGUGUCUGUAGCUCCAAGUGUUGUGUAAAAUUCAGGAGGACAGGGUAUCCAUUCUGUAGGAUGUGCUGAAGUGGCACAGCCGCCCUUGGUUUCCGGAGCUGGUGGAGCUGUCAGAUGCUCCUCCAUGGAGUUUUCCGCUGAGGAAGGACCUGCUCUCACAGGCGCGAUCAACAAGGCACGAUUUGAAACACUUAAAACGUUCAGGUUUUAGAUGCAUACACUGUUUCAUCUUAUGAGAAUUUUAUGGCUUGAUCUGUGAAGAAGCCUUUGAAAAACUGUUGUAAAUGUAUACUUUGAACUACACGUUCCUAUUGUUUAGGUAAUGAGAUAAAUGCAAGAACCCUGUUUUAUUAUGUACUUGCUUUUUUAUGUUGUUUUCUCAUCUGCAAUACGUCUAUAAAACGUUUCCUCUUGGAUGUCAAUAAGACAUUCAGCAGAUGUCUUUGAAACAUUUAUAAUUUAGAAUGUUUGUAAAUCUGAUCUUUUUAAGAUGUUUAGCAGAUGUUAAUUAGAAUACGAUGCUUUUCAGAUAAAAAGGCCUGAAACACCUCUUGGAGAUGUACAUACGCAUGUAUCUGGGUAGUUGCUCUACUACUUAAAACUCAAAGAUCUGUGUCUUCCUAUCUCAUUGUCUGAUAUAAAAUUUGAUGUCUGUAAAGACGAGUGUAUGAUUAUGGUGUAAAUUGCAUGUCUUGAACAUGCAAUUUACAUGCAAUAAACACAAAAACAGAAAUCAGCCACAUUUCAGCCAUUUUAAUCUUAAUAAUAAAAAACAUGGCAGUACCGCAUCAGGGCAAAUGCUGCUAGAUUAAAUGACCUUUGCCCGUAUUUCUGUCAAUCAGUUCGAGUUACAAAGCUGGACGGAUUCAGAUACAGGAAAUGCAAAAAUACACUACACAUACAGCAAAAUUACACCUAAAAAUCAAGACCAUGUAUUAUGGUGUACUGAAAAAAUUGAAACAUUGAAACUUUUAAUAAAACGAUUGUUUUUUAUCGAAUAUCAUUACAAAUACAAUAGGUAGAUAAGAAAACACUCAUGUUGCUUCAGCAAGCAGCUUAAAUCAUAUGCCAAUAUCUUCAUCAUAAAUCUCACGUUAAUGUUUACAAAAUCACUUCAUUUUUGUUCAUAAUUGUGAACAUGAAGAGAAUGUUUAAUUUAAAGUAAUAUAUAAACUACCAUUUUCUAUAUUUGCAGACUUCUGAGAAGCAUCACAGAAUGUCCCAUGGAAACAAGCAUUUCUAAAACAUUUGAAGAACUUGUAUAACUGUAUAACUCGUCUCCCAAAGGCACCUAGAGAGUUAAAACUGGCUAAAUGUCAACUAUAUUAUUAUUAUUUUAUGGUCAAACUGUUGCAUCUAGUGUAGAGAAUGUAAUGGAAUUAACUUAACAUAAAUAAACUCAAACAUAAAAAAAAAA